Musa acuminata AAA Group (dessert banana) is the source of this 966-nucleotide messenger RNA. Its product is annotated as chlorophyll a-b binding protein 6A, chloroplastic. NCBI's taxonomy places the organism in Eukaryota, Viridiplantae, Streptophyta, Magnoliopsida, Zingiberales, Musaceae. The record is from RefSeq and is a predicted model, not a curated record. Gene Ontology annotation, biological process: photosynthesis, light harvesting in photosystem I; response to light stimulus. The transcript is spliced from 4 exons. Bases 88 to 813 code for a protein of 241 amino acids. Gene Ontology annotation, cellular component: membrane.
CUUUUAUCAGCCCCACGUCCUGUUCGCCUAUUUCAUAUCUCUUCGAUAACAGCAGGAGCAGCGGAGAAGGAAGAGUGAGGCGAAAAAAUGGCAUCCAGUGCUUUGAGAAGCUGCGCCGUCCUCUUCCCGAGCCUCCUCUCGUCUUCCAAGUCGCAGUUCGUUAGCUCGGUCGCCAUCUCAUGCACCAACGGCGCGUCCCGUUUCUCCAUGUCCGCCGACUGGAUGCCCGGCCAGCCACGUCCCCCGUACCUCGACGGCUCCGCCCCCGGUGACUUCGGGUUCGAUCCGCUUCGCCUCGGGGAAGUUCCGGAGAACCUGGAGAGGUACAAGGAGUCGGAGCUGAUCCACUGCAGAUGGGCGAUGCUUGCUGUGCCAGGGAUCUUGGUGCCGGAAGCACUGGGCCUGGGCAACUGGGUGAAGGCGCAGGAGUGGGCGGCGAUCCCCGGCGGGCAGGCGACGUACCUAGGCAACCCAGUCCCCUGGGGCACUCUCCCCACCAUCCUCGUCAUCGAGUUCUUCGCCAUUGCCUUCGUGGAGCACCAGCGCAGCAUGGAGAAGGACCCCGAGAAGAAGAAGUACCCCGGCGGAGCCUUCGACCCGCUGGGCUACUCCAAAGACCCCGUCAAGUUCGAGGAGUACAAGGUCAAGGAGAUCAAGAACGGUCGUCUCGCUUUGCUGGCCUUCGUGGGCUUCUGCGUGCAGCAGUCGGCGUACCCUGGAACCGGGCCAUUGGAGAACUUGGCAACCCACCUGGCUGACCCAUGGCACAACAACAUCGGAGACAUUGUCAUCCCCAGAUCCAUUUUGCCAUGAACGAGACCGAGAGAGAGAGAGAGACAGAGAGAGCUCAUCCUGUCACUCCUGCAAAAUCCCAUGUAAAACAUGUGCUUUCCGUGCACUCAUCUCGUUGUAACACAAAGAACGUAUAUGGCUUUCCAUAUAGACGAUCGAUGUUGCUUCCUCUUA